UGUGAGGCGGCGCGUCGAAACCAUCGCGGCUACAUGUUUAUUUUCGCUGCGCGCAGUGACUGGUUUUGCCCUCCUGUUGAUAAAAUAUUGCGCCAAAUCACGUCUAACAGAGUUCUCGCUCAGAUGACGAUCUCUUGACAUCUGUUGUCGCUUUAAAUCGUUGUAGAUAUCGCGUUAGUCCGGCUGAAGAGUGCUAAGCGCGCUAGCCGCUAACAAGAUUCACAUCAAAACCGUCAAACCUGGACAGAUUCGUUCACAGGAGACAUAACAGGGGACGUUUGGAUGGACCCUUCACUGGCGCCAGUGUAUUGCUGAAACGAGUUAUUAGCGGCACACGGGAGCCUCUCUGAGGCCGAUAACCAGCGCAGGAUGUCCAUCACAAACACACCCACCAGUAACGACGCCUGUCUGAGCAUCGUGCACAGUCUGAUGUGUCACAGACAGGGCGGCGAGAGCGAGACCUUCGCCAAACGGGCCAUUGAGAGUCUGGUGAAGAAACUGAAGGAGAAGAAAGACGAGCUGGAUUCGCUCAUCACCGCCAUCACCACCAACGGCGCUCAUCCCAGCAAAUGUGUGACCAUACAGAGAACGCUAGACGGCAGGCUGCAGGUGGCUGGUCGUAAAGGAUUCCCACAUGUCAUCUAUGCACGGUUAUGGCGAUGGCCGGACCUUCAUAAGAACGAGUUGAAACAAGUCAAGUACUGCCAGUUUGCCUUUGACCUGAAGUGUGACAGCGUGUGCGUGAACCCUUACCAUUACGAGAGAGUCGUGUCUCCAGGAAUAGACUUAUCCGGACUCACACUGUCAGGCUCUGGUCCGUCGGGUCUGAUGGUGAAGGAUGAAUAUGAUUAUGAAGGCCAGCAGUCUCUUCCCAGCACUGAGGGACACAUGCAGACGAUUCAACACCCUCCCUCUCGACCGAUGGCCCCGGAGCCCUUCAACACGCCCGUCAUGCUCCCGCCAGCAGAGGGCAGCGGCUCGGCCUCCACCUCCGCCUUCUCCAGCAUCGCGGUGGGAUCCGCAACUCAGCCCAAUAGCGUUCUCUCAGGAAGCCACAGCAGCGAUGGUCUGCUGCAGAUUGCCUCUGGGACGGGGCAGGGCUCACAGCAGAAUGGCUUCCCCCCCGGCCAGCCCUCCACGUACCAUCACAACACCAGCUCCAGCUGGACGAGGAACAGUAACUUCACCCCCACUGUGCCUCACCAUCAGAACGGCCAUCUACAGCAUCACCCGCCCAUGACACAUCCAGCGCACUACUGGCCCGUUCACAAUGAAAUCGCCUUUCAGCCACCGAUUUCCAGCCACCCUUCUCCAGAGUACUGGUGCUCCAUCGCUUACUUCGAGAUGGACGUUCAAGUGGGCGAGACGUUUAAAGUUCCCUCGUCCUGUCCGAUCGUGACCGUCGACGGGUACGUGGACCCCUCCGGAGGAGAUCGCUUCUGCCUCGGCCAGCUCAGCAACGUCCACCGAACGGAGGCCAUCGAGAGAGCGAGGUGUUUGAUCUGCGUCAGUGCCACAGACAGAUGCAGCAGCAGGCGGCGACAGCACAAGCAGCGGCUGUGCCAUGAAAUACGUAAAUGCCCCGGCCCCGGAUCCGUGGGAGGAAUCGCUCCUGCUAUCAGUUUGUCUGCGGCCGCUGGAAUCGGUGUGGACGACCUCCGCCGGCUCUGCAUCCUGCGCAUGAGUUUCGUCAAGGGCUGGGGUCCCGAUUACCCUCGACAGAGCAUCAAAGAGACGCCCUGCUGGAUCGAGAUCCACCUGCACCGCGCGCUGCAGCUGCUGGACGAGGUCCUGCACACCAUGCCCAUCGCAGACCCCACGCCGCUGGACUGAGAUCAGACACCGGACCUGACAAACCCAGUCCCGCCGAACUGUGCGAACGAUGCAGAGAGACCAACGGGGUUCAGAGGUCAACGUCACGGCUGCGUUUAUUUCAUUUGCUGCUUUUGUUUUUGCAUGUGUUGCUUUUGUUCUCCUAACAUUCGGACCUUGAAGUGCACAGGACCCAGUGUUGUAGUAACCAAACCGAUCAUCUAAAGCUUCACAAGUGUUUUGCAUGAAGAUGAUGUGCGUGUUUGCCAGCUCUGCAGAGGUGCAUGCUGGGAUUCAGUUGAGCUGUUUAAAUGAAUUUGUUCUUAGGGAUGCUGUUGCUUCACUAGCCACUAGAGUCCCCCAUCGUGUCAAUCAGACCGUCUAAUUUCACUUUUUUUCUACUUUGUUUUGGUCAUCAUCUCUUAAUGCAAACCAGAGUCUCUCGGGCCGAACGUUUAAAAGCUGUCAUGCGCAGUGGUCUGGAAGUACGACGGCUGACGUACCUGAAAAUCAUGGAACAUCAUUUCCUUUCUCUUGAGUUGCAGUGUUUGGGUUAAAGCGGUUUGGACUUCGAGGUCGUAUUAGCAGGUGUUGCAUGUACAGAAGAUGUGCGUUUUCUUUUGAGCUUCUCACUACUGUCACACUGACUUUUUUUUUUUGCAAGUUUCUCGCUGCAUGCUGUUAACCAUCAUAGCAAGAUUAACAGUUAGUCUAAACUCAUGCACAAGCAAUAACGACCGGUUUCUUCUGAAUGCUUUUUUUUUUGUUUCUUUUAGCCAUGUGUUUGUUCUUGCACUUUAUGCAUGUUUCUUUUUCUUUCCAUCGUUCAGUUUCUCUUCUUUGCAGCCUGUGAAUAAAAAUGCAGCUCUUUUAUAGAAAAACAAAUU
Sinocyclocheilus rhinocerous is the source of this 2699-nucleotide messenger RNA. RefSeq names its product mothers against decapentaplegic homolog 4-like. Gene Ontology annotation, biological process: regulation of transcription by RNA polymerase II; transforming growth factor beta receptor signaling pathway; SMAD protein signal transduction. The record is from RefSeq and is a predicted model, not a curated record. The transcript is spliced from 12 exons. Gene Ontology annotation, molecular function: I-SMAD binding; DNA-binding transcription factor activity, RNA polymerase II-specific; RNA polymerase II cis-regulatory region sequence-specific DNA binding. NCBI's taxonomy places the organism in Eukaryota, Metazoa, Chordata, Actinopteri, Cypriniformes, Cyprinidae. The coding region runs from base 370 to 1833 and encodes 487 amino acids. Gene Ontology annotation, cellular component: heteromeric SMAD protein complex.